CUGAACACAAACUUCUUUCACACAUUUAAACCCACGAACUCGGUCUCACACAGUGUCAUUACACAAGAGCCGCGCUGAACUCCACGCACUGACGCGCCGCAGGUCCACGCUUGCGGAGUGUGUAUGUGAUUGAGAUCUCCUGUUUGUGUGACUGUAAGUGUGUGUGUGAGCUGCAGUCAUGGCCGUGGACGGAACAGACCAGCGCGCGCUGCAGUAUGAACAAACUUUGAUGUAUGGGCGUUACACUCAGGAAUUGGGUGUUUACGCUAAAGAAGAGGCCGCACGACUUCGAGAGGACAGUCGUCACCGGCGCUCCAUUUCCGACCACAGUCCAUCACUCAAACUCCUGGAAUAUGAAAAGGGACGAUGCGUCAAGUGUCGAAUCUGUGCAGUGCACUGCCAGCGGUUCCUCAUGUCACGGGUCGGCGAGGAUUGGAUCUUCCUCAUCCUGCUGGGACUUGUCAUGGCGCUGGUCAGCUUUGUCAUGGACUUCUGCAUCGCCCUCUUAUUACAAGCACAGAAGUGGAUGUACGGCGGAUUGGACAGUAAUGUUAUUCUGCAGUAUUUGGCAUGGGUCACUUAUCCUGUGGUUCUCAUCAGUUUCUCUUCUGGAUUCACACACAUAGUUGCACCUCAGGCAGCUGGGUCUGGUAUUCCUGAGAUGAAGACGAUUCUGAGAGGUGUGGUGCUGAAGGAAUAUCUCACAUUAAAAACAUUUGUGGCCAAAGUCGUCGGUCUGACGUGUGCACUGGGCAGUGGAUUACCUUUGGGCAAAGAGGGGCCGUUCGUGCACAUUGCUAGUUUGUGUGCUGCUCUUCUUUGCAAAUUCAUGUCUUUCUUCGGUGGGAUUUAUGAGAAUGAGUCCAGGAACAUUGAGAUGCUCGCUGCUGCCUGUGCUGUCGGUGUUGGAUGCUGCUUUGCUGCUCCCAUUGGAGGUGUGUUGUUUAGCAUUGAGGUCACCUCCACAUUUUUCGCCGUACGAAACUACUGGCGAGGAUUCUUUGCUGCUACAUUCAGUGCCUUCAUCUUCAGAGUGCUGGCGGUGUGGAACAGAGAUGAAGAGACGAUCACAGCUCUCUUUAAAACACGCUUCAGGCUGGACUUCCCCUUUGACCUCCAGGAGCUUCCAGCCUUUGCUGUGAUCGGGAUUGCCAGCGGGUUCGGUGGUGCACUAUUUGUAUAUUUGAACAGACUGAUCGUUCAGUUUAUGAGGAAACAGAAAACCAUCAACAAGUUCCUCAUGAAGAAGCGUCUGUUGUAUCCCGCUCUGGUUACUCUGCUCAUAUCAACACUCACUUUCCCUCCGGGCUUGGGGCAGUUCAUGGCCGGACAGCUCACACAAAAGGAGACCCUGGUUUCAUUUUUUGACAAUCGCACCUGGGCAAAGCAAGGAAUCGCAGAAGACUUUAAUUAUGACAGUCACUCGGCUGCCUGGAAACAUCCGCAGGCCAACGUCUUCAUCGUCCUCGUCAUCUUCAUCGUUAUGAAGUUCUGGAUGUCUGCUUUAGCCACAACUCUUCCUGUACCAUGCGGAGCUUUCAUGCCUGUUUUUGUCAUCGGUGCCGCGUUCGGGCGUUUGGUGGGUGAGAGUAUGGCCGCGUGGUUUCCAGAGGGCAUUAACACAGAUGGCACCAUCUACCCCAUAGUGCCCGGAGGAUACGCUGUUGUGGGAGCGGCGGCGUUAUCUGGAGCGGUCACACACACCGUGUCAACGGCAGUGAUCGUGUUUGAGUUGACGGGUCAGAUCAGUCACAUUCUGCCCAUCAUGAUCGCUGUGAUUCUCGCCAACGCCGUCGCACAAAGUCUUCAGCCGUCCAUCUACGACUCCAUCAUCCGCAUUAAAAAACUGCCGUACCUGCCCGAACUCGGCUGGGGUCACCACGAGAAGUAUAAUAUCCGUGUGGAGGACAUCAUGGUCCGAAAUGUUCGUUAUAUCACUCUGAACUCCACAUACAGAGACUUACACGAGAUUCUGCUGAUGGGAAACCUCAAAACACUGGCUCUGGUGGAGUCUGCCGAGUCGAUGAUCUUGUUGGGUUCUAUUGAGCGCACUCAGUUACAGGCACUCCUAACGCAGCAUCUUGGUCGCCAGCGGCGACUGGAAUACCUGCGAGAGUGUACGGAGGCAGAGAAAAAACGUGUGUCUGUAGUCAGCACGCCCAGCAGUGAGGAAGAGGGUCACAAGGUCAACCACGAGGUUCGCUUCCAGAUCUUCACAGAAGAGUCGUCGUUCCCUCCCGCUCGUCCUGUCUCUCCUAAACCUCUGAAACCUGCUCUGAAGAGAUCGUCAGUAGCAGAGAGAAACACAGAGAUUCCUACAAGUCCUCAUGAUACUGGAAUCGGCUUCAAGAAUUUACUCUGCACUCGCCCUCAGACCGACGCAAUGGAGGAUGACCCAGACGCAGAAGACGAUAUGACACUUCGAGAGAUUGAGGAGUGGGAGGAGCAACAGCUUGACGAGCAGGUCAACUUUAACAACUGCAAGAUUGACCCCGCCCCCUUUCAGCUGGUGGAACGCACUUCACUGCACAAGACUCACACCAUCUUUUCUCUUUUGGGAUUGGAUCACGCUUAUGUCACCAGUAUCGGACGACUCAUUGGGGUUGUUUCACUGAGAGAGUUGCGUAAAGCUAUCGAGGGUUCUAUGACGGUGAAGGGGGUGAAAGUGCGCCCGCCGCUGGCCAGUUUCCGUGACAGCGGGACGAGCGGAACCAGCAGCGAAAGUGAAGCCACUGAACUCCACAAACUGUGGGACCGUCACACAAGCCUCACGCUACCCAGAGAACACCAACCAAACACCUCCGAUUCAGACGAGAAGUCCCAGUGAUGUCAGAGAGGGACGAGAGGCCGAGCACACAAACUAUUUAUUCGUUUUAUUGAGACACAUUCUGCAGACCUCCAAAAAUCCUCUGCCUCUCUUUUUAUUGGCCGGAUUCUUGGAUCUCAGAGCUUCCCGUCUUCACUUUCUACACUAAUUCUAUUUCACGUUUGGAGAAUCAGGGACUCUUUAGACUUUGUCCUGUCCCGUUUCAACUUGUGCAUGUGUGUGUGUAUGUGUGUGUGUGUGUCUUUGUAUGUGUUUCAGAAAGGGACGAGAAUUUUAAUUGUUAGUGUUUCCUUGCAUUGCCUCGUCAAGUCAUUUUUUUCACUGCAAAAAUUCAGUUUCUUAAUCAGUGUUUUUGUCUUGUUUUCCUUUAAAAAUAUCUUUAAAACAAGAUACAUUUACUCGAAAGGAAAAACUGUGUAAAAUAUUAAGACCUGUUAUCUUGAAGUCUUGGAAAAAAAUCUUUUUUUAAGUAAAUGUACCCUGUUUUAAUGAUGUUUAGAUAUUUUUUACUGGAAAACGAUGGAGGGCCAAAUUGCUCAUAUUUCAACAAAUCGUUUAUUUUUUAUACAUAAUGAAAUUGUUAAAUCACUUUCACUGAGUGAUGUGCCGAUAACUUAAUCCCUGAAAAUGAAAAGACUCGAAGUUUGUGCUUAAAUGAAAUAUCAUCCUAUAAAAUAAACUUAAAUAAAAAUGGACUCAAACUAGUGCUAAAAUGAAAUACAAGGGAUAUUAAUUGAUUUAUUUAGUGAUUUAAUAAUUUAAAAAAACAAUAAAAUCAUUAAAUUAAUCAUUUCAUUAUUUGUUUAAUGAUUUAUUUAAAUAUUUAUUUAAUUUAAUUGAGUAAUUUGGACCUCCAUAAACUCAAUUUUUAAUUUUUUUUUAUUAAGUUUUAUGCAUUUAAAUUUCAUAACAAAAUUCCAUCAAAUUGAAUUGAGCAAUCUUUAACACGAUAAAAUCUUAAAUAUUUUAAGUGUCAUUUUAUGUUGUUAAAAAUUAUUCAAUUUAUUCAAAUAAUCAAUUCAAAAUUACAUUUGAUGGAAUUUUGUUAUGAAAUUGAAAUGCGUAAAUCUUUUAAAAUACUUUUGAGUGUAGAAAACAAGACAAGAAUACUGAUUAAGGAAAUAAUUGUGGCAGUGUUCUGAUAAAAUAUUAAAUGCUUUUUUUAAACCACUCUCUCUUUUUUCCGAGGAAGAGGUGGGCAUAAAAUUUCCCUCUAUAUAAAGCCAGUGUAGGCGUAAUGCUGUAGGUGAUGGAGAGAACAAGGAAGAAAGAGAGGAAAUCCAGAGUGGGAUCAAUUUAUAAUCUAUACAGAUUUAAACAAGACAUUUUUUAUAUGUUUGUUAGACCGGAGAGCAAUUAUAGUUGCCAUUUCAAGCCAAACCACUUGUGCAUUAUCUGGUCAAUGUCAAACAACGCAGAACAGCACCAGCAGAAUCGCCCACACAGUGGAGCGUCAGUCAGACUGAACUGAUUUCAGCGUUUAUGCUCUUAUGUAAGGCACUUUUUCUUGGUUUCCUUAUUGAGAAUUCUGUUGCCUACACACUAACUACUUUUACCUGCAAAAAUUGUCCUUUUUGGAAUACUAGGCACACUUAAUUGGUGAGCAUGUUUGCACUAAAACACAAAUUAAGCCAGUCGCUGCACAGCAUACGUCAAAACCACAGCAUUCAACACCGUAACUUUCAAAAUGACGCAUUCCUUUUCUUCAGACACAAACGGUUAAAUAUGAACAAAAUUGGUGCUGUUUAUGUGUGUGUGAAUGUAUAAAUGUUUGCUUUGCAAUAACCACUUUUCUUAUAUUUUUGGAACUCAAAACUGCCCCUUUUCUCCAUUGAAACAAGUGAACGUAAUGUGUGCUUUGACUGGUUUAGGACUUGGGAGUAAAACUGAAGGUGCACACGUGAUUUAGGUUGUACUAGUUUAGAUCACUAGUUUUGUAGUACGAGCACGUCUUUGACAACUACAAGGGUGAAUCUCAUGAAAACAGUCAAGAACACGUCCAUGUCAUAUUUCAAACUAAAAUCAAUAGGAAAAAAAAUCAUAAAGAAAAUUAAGCAUAUUUUUUAAUUAAAAUGCAGCAUCAUUUAAAGGCAGCACAAUCGUGUACCAAAGUACUACUAUGACAUAUAAAUACUUCAGAAUUAAAAUAAAAAUGUUAUUUCACAUAACAGUAAUGAGAGUUACGCUUAAAGGAAUAUUCCGGGUUCAAUACAAGUUGAGCUCAAUCGACGGCAUUUGUGGCAUAAUGUUUCUUUUCGCCUUUUUUGUAACUUUUUUCCAUUAUCGAGAGGCGAUUUAGAAAUAUGUUUUUUUGUGGUAAUCAACAUUAUGCCACAAAUGCUGUUGAUUGAGCUCAACUUGUAUUGAACCCGGAAAUAUAAAAAAAAAUUUUCUUUAUUUUUUUUCAUUUUUUUUUUAUGAGUGAAUUACGUCCUGUAGAUGUUCUUGACAGGUUUCGUGAGAGUUACCUGCAAACUUUGAACAUAUAUUCCCUUUAAAAAAAAACACAAAAAUAGCCGAGUAGAACAAAAAGUGAAAUCUGAGCGUUUUAUUUAGUGUUGUAACAUUGUAAAUGUUUGUUAACAGUUGUAUUUGCCAUUACAUUUUCAUGACACUUCAUUAAUUCUGAUUCUUAACUGACCAAUAAGCUUUAAUCAGUUCAUAAAUGGAGGCGCUUAUUUUUUUUGUGUUGAUUCAUGUAGAGUUUCAAUUUACUUUUACAGAUAUAAUAUAUUUAAAAUAUCAUAUUAACUUAAAUAGUUUUGCCAUUUAUUUGAUUUGUUCUUCCAUUUAAUGAAAUGUUUGUCUUUUGACUCAUGCUCCUGCUGGUUGCAAAAAUGCAGUUUCACAAUUUCACACAAAAUCUCGCACUUUUCAAGAAAUUGCAAUUGUUUUUGCUCCCAAAACAUUGACGUUGCAUCUCAGAGAACUUUUGUGUGUAUGGACUGAUCUCAAGAAAACAUACUUUUAUCAUCUCAGCAAUUACUUUGAGGGCUACAGGAAGCCUUUGCACAUGUGUAGUCGACUCAAGUACUGUCAGACACUCCUUUACACAUUAUUUCAAUCUUGUUUUUUAUCCUGAAUGGACCAAAAGAACAAAAUGACUCUCUCGUUUCUAUUGUGUUAUCAAAUGUUUUUAUUUUGUUUAUCAGUUAUUUCCUUGUGGUCCAUUUCAUGUCAUGUAUUAGAAUGUGUCGUUCUGAGAAUCAUAUUUAUUAACAAUCUUACAUGUCGAUCAACAUUGAUUUUAUUUUUGAUAUUAUUAUCAUUAUUUUCAGUAAUUGGAAGAUAAUGUUUGUGCAAUAACAUUUUUUGUUUUGUUUGUUUGUAACCAGAAUUAAAAUGUUGGACUUUGUGGUGAGAUAACCAUAUUUUUGCAUAGAAACAGAGCUGAACUUUAAAUUAAAUGGGUAGAGAUGUUGCUUCUGAAUGGUUUCGAGAUCUCUAGAAACUCUGAGCGCCAACAAGGGUUCAGAUGUCCACAAGGAACAGUUAGUGCUAGUUCAACUAAUGCUUUUGAGAAACACUCACAUUUAAUCGUCUACCCAUGUUUAAAGUAAAUCUUAGCACAAGGGUUCAGAGUUUAUUUUUGAAUCAGCUUAAACAGUUAUUUCAUGAAUCUGUUAGAAACUUAUUGAGCUUCAACGACAAAAGCAAAAAUAUCAUGCAGGAUUUCCUGAAGGAAAAAUCAAGUGCACGCUUGUUUUAUAUAUCAGGGAAAAAUAAAGAUAUUUUAACAUGAAAA
Myxocyprinus asiaticus (Chinese sucker) is the source of this 6572-nucleotide messenger RNA. Its product is annotated as chloride channel protein 2-like. The transcript has 23 exons. Gene Ontology annotation, molecular function: voltage-gated chloride channel activity. The coding region runs from base 179 to 2827 and encodes 882 amino acids. The record is from RefSeq and is a predicted model, not a curated record. Gene Ontology annotation, cellular component: membrane. Gene Ontology annotation, biological process: chloride transport; transmembrane transport. Lineage: Eukaryota; Metazoa; Chordata; Actinopteri; Cypriniformes; Catostomidae.